UCAACGUAUGCGGGAGGUUGAAUAACAUCGACCUAUCUUUGGUAUAUACAUAUAUAAUGACGUGAAGUGAAAUAAAGAAAAGCGAAGGAAGCGAAAUGUAGUACGUAUAUAUAUUUCACCGGUGUAAAUUAUAAUCCGCCGGAGUUGCCGCGCAGGAAUUACGGUCUCCUACCGGUGUAAAGGUGUCCCGGGAUUGGUGGAGCGAGAAACGAACGAAUGAGCUGGGAGCCUUCGAGCGGCCUCUUCGACAGUUCGCCUCAGACACUCGACUCAAAACGUUGAAAAGUUAAAUUGUAUUACCUCGAUUCGUGGCAGCUGCAGCUGGUUUAGGCAACUCGGAAAUCGUAGCGGAUAAAACGGUCGUCGGGUUUUUUUCCGUAUCAGAUGAAACUGAAAGUGCGACGAGACCGAUGUGAGUAUAUAUCGAAUCUGAUCCGCGGACUCCGGAUGCCGAAGGACUGACAAGCGGAAUUGCCGGAGGAAUUUGAACACCGGCGGAAUUCGUUCUUCACGAAAGAUGGAGACGAAGUCGAUUGUCUGAGGCAACGAAUCGGCUGUGGGAGUAUAAACGGUGAUCUACGUAGUGAAGUGGAAAAUCAAUCAUCCGACAAAAGCUCGGUAAAUGGUAGAAUGGAGAACUGCGGAGGCGGUCAACGCCUACCACCCGACGGGGAUGAGUUCCCUGCCACAUAUCAAGAAUUCAGUUCUUCGUCGCACCAGUACCAGUUCGUAGCCGCUGCGAGGGUGUCGUCGACCCUGCAGGUUUCCUCAAACUGCGGUGGGCAGCAGCAGCAGCAACAACUCCUAACCGGGGGGGAUACCGAGGUAUUCUCGAAGAGCGAAACCUUCAAGCUUCUUACCGCUGAAAGUAAAAAUAAUCCGUUCAACUCGUCGUCGAUACCGUCGAACGAUUUCAACGAGUCGUCAAACGACGAACAGGACGAUACCGGCGUACUUCGGGACUCCAGAGCGCUCAAUUCCAGAAGCACGACGACCAACACCGACGAUUCGGCGUACAAGGAGGUCGCCACGAAUUCGUCGGAAAAAAUCGCCAGGAAAAUUAUCGCAAGCUCAUCCUCGCCGAUGGACGAUUACCCCUACCGCAACGGAGGAUCGUGCGGACCAGAGAGAAACGUGGUCUCCGAAAAGAAAUUCACUAUAUCCGGAUACUACGGUGACAAUGCCGGCAAGACCACCGAGUCGACCUUCGUUCCAACGGCCAAUGAAUCUCCCACGGAACUCAGCCCACCGCCGCUCCCGACUACCAGACCUCCGAAGAUCGACGUACCUACGCCUAAUGCCAAGAACUAUACGCGAAUCAUCAAUCAACCGCAGCAAACAUCGCAGAGGAAAUUUCUGUCGAACGGCGAUCUGUGGCGUCAGGACGAUAAAUCGGAGAAAUCUGUGAGGGACAAAAUAGCGAUGUUCUCGUCCCAGAGCAGCCUGGAAGCUCCUCUGUUUCCCAGUCUGGUGGCGACCACCCCGAUGGCGCAGACUUCGCUGCCAGGUGCGAAAAGAUUGUCCAAGUACAAAUCGUCGGAGGAUGUGUUCGCCGACGAUACCUCGCUCGGACAGAAGGAAAAAUCGCCGUUCACCGAGCGUACGAGAAGCUCGUUCGAUCUCAGCACUUCCUCGGGUGGGGAAAAGUACAGUCCCUAUCCCCCGAGUUUACCGCUCACCUCGCCGCCCGGAUCGCCGACUUCCAAAAACGCUCCCAGUUUUCCCGCGUCUCCGAAAUUCUCUCCACACGAGGCGAAACCGUCCAUAAGACACUCGAAAUCAACGACGUUCGAGUUCAAGUCCAUAGUGCCGACACUCUUGGGAGCCUCCCCGACUUCGACGGACGGCGGAACGCCCCUCAGGACCGGCACGGCUUACUCUGGAUCCCUGGCACCCUCGCCAAUCGCGUUGAACAGGGCUACCAGCUUCUCCGCAGGAUCGACGAAUCUGCACUCGAGGUCACAAUCCCUCAGCGAUCUACCUCCCAGCCCACAAAUUACCAGAACAAACUCCCUCGCUUCAACCUUCAAGAGACCCAACGAGGACAUGAGGAGGACCAGUUUGAAUCAGCUGAUCGAACAACGGAGGAAAGGGAUAUCGAAACUGAGAGGGCUUGUUAUACCGGAAAAGGAAGCUCUUCCGGUAUCCCAACCCAUCGUCGAUCUGCCGGAAAUUAAGUCCAGGGAUUCCAUCCUACUGCAACAGAUUCCCAGGGCUAACAUUCACGACAAAUGGGGCUCCCAGAGCUCGAUAUCGAGCAGUAUCAGCACGGCCAGUGUUCCGGGUAAGAUGACAUCCUUCAAGAUGCCGGAGCCUCAAAACCUGCCGAAAUAUUCUCCCGCUUUCAAGCGUAAAAGUCUAGCUGUUUACGGGAGCAGCGGUUCCUCUACAACCGCGCGAAGUUCUCCCUCGGUAACCACUGCACCGGCGUCGGAGGCACCCAAAAGUCUGGAGUCGAUCUGCAGCCCGACCAGAAGUGAUUUCAGUUUCGAAUACGUCCCCACCGGUGGGUCCCCGCGGUCUAGGGCAAAUUUGAGAAAAGCCAGAACGGAAUACGACGAUUCCGACAAUGAUUCGGCGGUGAGCAGUUCGCAGAGCAGCAUUUCCAGGGGAUUCAGUCCCCCGGUAUCUCCGGUUCCAUCGGAGAGAUCGACCCUCUCCUCGGAGCGGUCUUAUCUCUCGGCUGAAACAACGUCGGGUCAUUCUUUUCACGUGGGCGAAAGUCGUGCCGUCACCCUGGAACGAGCGCAAUUCACCACCAGACCAUCCCUCUCGUAUCAGGGAUCGGAGAGAUCUUCGUCCAAUAGCAGUAGUCCCGAUCCGCGUUCGCCGCAACAAUCCGAGAUCUAUUCCAAAAGUCACCUCCACAGCCAUCCUCUGAAAAGGUCUAGCAGUACGGACACGAACUGCAGUACAUCUUCGACUCUGACUUCCGGUUCGCAGGCGAGUGCGGAAUCGUUAUCUCGAAGGGUUUUGAAACCUCAGAGCGUCGAGGCAAUAAACCGAAAGAAUAUACUGGCCAGUGCGAGGUGCAGAAGCGGACGUGAUCUGAAUGGCUCGCCUUUGAUCCAGAGAAAAUUUUCGGAUGACGAGGAAACCCCCGUGUCCAAAUUGACGCAGGAAAAUGGCAGCUGCAAGGACGUCCAUCGAGGCAUCAACGGGAAGCAGACCACCUCUGCCGAUGUCAAAAUUGCUUACAUCGACGUCACCGAAACGUUCGUGGGAAAUGACGAGAGCGCGUCGGAGGCACCGAAACUUUCGCCGAAAAGAAACUUUGCCAACACCCCGGAGAAAACAUUGACUCCGGAAGCAUCGAACGAUUUGAAAAAAUGGGUACGAGCGGAAGUGAAAACUCUGGUGAAUUAUUCUACGAAGGAAUCGUCUCCUCCGCCGAGUUCUCCGCCUUCGGGGGUGUCGAAACUGGAACAGAAGAAACCUGCGGACGUAGAAGUUCAUCUGCGGAGCCCUCGGAGGAGGUCCUCCCUAAUUACCGAGGGAAAAUCUACCGCUGACAUUCUCCUCACUCCGAGGAGUAGAUCCUCCUUGAUAGUCGAUGGGGAGCAGUCGGUGAUCAGUUCCUUGCAAAAUUCCAAGCCGAGAUCGAGGUCGAGUUUGGUGCUGGAGAAGAAUUCCGAUUGUCAAAAUGAUCUGCUCACUGUAUUGUCGACGAAAAGUAGAUCCAGGUCUACGAUACACGUUGAGGAACGUUCUUUCAGUAGUUUGAAAACUCAGAUGAGUCUGGAAGAAAUACUCGAUGGAAAAGGUGAUUUGACCGUCAGGGAAACGACCCCAGCUAAUAUCGGGAGCGCGCAAAGAUCCUGGGGUAAGGAUCUGAAGUUUACCUCGAAGAUACCAACACCAGAGAGACCGAAACUUUCGGAUAGAACGGCGGAAGAGGGCAAUCCGAGAGAUGAAGCUAAUCAAAAACUGAAUUCUUCGAGAAUUCCAACACCGAGAAGUCUCGGGAGAAGGAGCGCCAGUGUAACUGAUAUGAAAAGGGCCAUAGAGAAGUCGGAGCAGAACUCCUCUGGAGGAAUAACGUCUCAAUUCCAGCAUCACUCCUCGACGACCAAUUCUCACAGUCGUUUUCCGAGCCUGGACAGCAGCGUUGACGAGGGAGGUCAGAGGGACAUUAUGGACUCUGAAAGAUACUCGACCAACGAACAAUUCGGAAGUAUAAGUUCCUUGGCUAGCAGUACGAGUCUGAUAUCGCAGCAGGAAUUGGCGCAGCUGGUCGAAGAGGCAACCCUCGAAGAGCCCAGGGGUGCCCACGACGUUAUCGUUGUUCUGUAUCACAAGGAAAAUCCGGCGGGAAGCGUUGGCAUCGCCCUCGCCGGGGGGGUCGAUUGCGAAACUAAGGAAAUCACGGUGCAUAGGGUCCUCGCGCAUUCCAUCGCUGAUAAAGAUGGACGUGUUCAACGUGGGGACAGGAUAUUAAGCAUCAACGGAAGGAGCACAAAGGGACUCUCGCAUCGAGAGAGUCUCGCUGUGCUCAAACAACCGAGGUCGGAAGUAGUCCUCGUCGUCUCUAGGGCCAGGGAUGAUUUCGGUGGAAGACUUCGAUCCAGGACGGAAAGCGUGGAAACUAUUGUCGAAGGGUCAGAAUCGAACGGUGGAACGGACGAGCAAACUGCCUGGGGCCCCCCGGUAACUGUUGCUAUUUUCAAGGACGGGGCUGGCUUAGGAUUUAGUCUGGAAGGCGGACGGGAUAGUCCGUUAGGCGACAGGCCUUUGAUUGUAAAAAAAAUAUUCACCGGUGGAGCAGCGGAAAAAACUGGAGCGCUCAGAGCUGGUGAUCAAAUACUGGAAGUCAAUGGUAGCGACGUAACCAGGAUGUCAAGAAUAGAAGCCUGGUCCCUAAUGAAAAAGUUGCACGACGGCGAAGUCAGCCUCCUAGUCAGGCAUCCUGCCACUAAAUCUUCCUUCUAGAUAAUUAUUUGAUGAAACUCUCCAAUUGAAUUCUGAAUCUCUACUGAAUCGGCCAUUGCUAAUUGACUGUGCAGUCCACAUUGUAUCAGGUAAUCGUGAGUAAUUAUUAACGAUAAUUCAAUUAGACAAAUUCAUUUUAGACAAUGGUGACAAAUAUAUCUUUAAGAUUAUUAUAUUCAUAGUUUAAUCAGAAUCUAUCAUCCUACAAUAUGUGCUAUGCGAGACCUAUAGCAAAAUUUAUACGUUAUAACUUUUGAAGUCAAAUCUGUUUUCUCGUACUAUGCAAGCGAUAUUUUUGAAAUCAUAUGUUAUUAUCGCUGUAAAAAAAAGAAUUUCUUCAAUAAUACAUGCUAGUCAUGGUUUGAUUAGUAAAACGAAAUUCGUGAUAAUAACAGUGAUGAUCUAGUAGCAUAAUAAUAAUAAAAUUAUGAACGGCGGAAACACCUUCAAUAAUAUUCUAUUUUUACCAGGCUUUUCGCGUUAUCGUUUUAACGUUAUAUACAUAUAAUAAUAUUGUAAAUUAAUUGAACUGACAAUUUGUAAUUUCUAUUUGCUUUUUUUUUUUCUUUUUUUACAUGAUAGCGAUGAAGUGCUGGUAGUGCAAUAAUAUCUCAUAUAUGUAUACCUAUUAGAAUGUAGAGAUAAACGAAUCGACAAUGAGAGAUUUCGUCGUGCAAGUAGGGAAAUUGAUACAACUAUACGUUUGCUUGAAUUGUAAAUGAGUUAUAUUGUAGAUGCGAUAUAAUUUUUUUUUAAAACCACAGGUAAAUUAUAAAUAUAUAUAAAUGUAUACACACUAGUUUUUUACCAUAUCUAUCGAGCAUGUCUUACGAGUGUCUUAUUCAUAAACAAGGCACUUAAUAAUUCAUUGUUUUUUUUAUCGUUAUCAAUGCUUUGUGAAUAAAAUGAUGAUUCACAAGCAACAAGCGAACAGUCGAUGCGUUGCUGACAUGCUUGGCACAUUUUAUUGUCACGGUAAACAAUAAAUAAUUGAUUGUGAACACUGCGUCAUGUACACUUGCAUAAUAUCAAUAUUACUGAUAGGGAUUACCGAUAUAUCCCGGUGUGAGACCCUCGUGUCUACCGAAGUGAUAUGGGUUUUGAUUUACCUAUUUGUAACUAUACCUACCUAAGUAUAUUUACGAACAACCACUUCACUAAUAACACUAAAAAUACUUCUAAAUAGAUUAAUCUUGUAAAUAGUGACUGAUAGUAUGAUUGAGAUAUAAAUAAUAUAGAAUACGAAAAAGAGAAAAAAAAAUUGUUAUUAAUAUAAGAAAGUAUACUUAUGUUAUUAUUGGAGUAUUUAAAUUUAAAAUUGCUGUUUCUUGGAUCUGAGUUCAUUUAGAAAAAAUGAAAAGAAAAAUGAGAAUCAUGCUGUGAUAUGGUCUGUGGCGAUGUUCUUUGGCGCUUGGCUAAUACCCUAGUUGUUUAUUCAAAUAUGUAAUCCAAUAUUCUCAGUUAACCCAAUUAAGUUACUGGCCCCCCCACACCUACAUUACCGUCUAUUCAUUUCAACUAUCAAUUUAUAAGUAAAGCUGGUAGCUUCUCCUAACAAUAAACAAUAUUGCAUUAAAUAAUAAUAACAACAAA
Athalia rosae (coleseed sawfly) is the source of this 6522-nucleotide messenger RNA. It is a transcript of the gene bbg, whose product is annotated as PDZ domain-containing protein 2. Gene Ontology annotation, molecular function: protein binding. The coding region runs from base 631 to 4929 and encodes 1432 amino acids. The record is from RefSeq and is a predicted model, not a curated record. The transcript has 6 exons. NCBI's taxonomy places the organism in Eukaryota, Metazoa, Arthropoda, Insecta, Hymenoptera, Athaliidae.